GAUCAGAAUAAUGGUCAAAUGCUCCAAGAAGGUGAUGUGAGGUGAACUGUUAAAAUAUUCAUAAUUUCAACUGAAAUCCGCUGCGCCUACAUUUCCCAGCAUGCCUUUCGCUAAAAGCGGAAGUGUCGUAUAAAAGACACUUAUAAAGCUGCUUCCCAGGCAGCUGAAAUAGACCAAUGCGUAGCGGGGUGAACCUGCCGUGGCAGCGAUGGGACGAGCACGGAGAAAUGACAGCUUGUGCAGGAAUUUAGGCUGAACUGCAUCCCUUCACUGACAGGAUCGCAACUGCCGGCUCGGUCGAACUAUGUGACAGCUGACAUUUCUCCCUUCCGAGGCGAUAUAUUUUUUUAUUUAUUUUUAAAAUCUAAAGAAUGGAUCCGGUGAAAUGGGUGCUAAAGUUGACCCGGCGGUGUCCUCUGGAUGUUGCGGCGCUCCGUCUCAAACUCGACUAGGUUUUUGGUGGAAAUGCUACCUCUCUCUGUGGGACGGUGAAAUAAUUUGCAGCUGUACGGGAGCAGAAAUAACGGGAGCCGGUGUGAAGGAGAUAACGGAAUUACCUCUCUGACCGAAGAACUGUGUGAGCCAGCGUUCACGCUGAAUUUCUCCAGGAUUUCACCCCGCUGCUGCUCCUGGAGACUCUGGAGACUUUCCAGUGAAUUGUUUUAUAGGUAGACUUCUUUUUGCAUGUUGUUUUUGUCGGCUAAAUAUAGAACACAAUUCAUGCAAAUUGCACUACAUGAGCCGUUAAUCCGCAGGCGUAUAAAAACGUUCAGUAUAAUGCUCUUAAAUCGUUACACUUUUUAUUGUGAGGAACUGAGGCUAUUGGGGAUUAAAUGGAUACUGCUGCUCCAUAUAAUGUGAGCGUCACCUCCAUGGGCUGCCAUUUGUCGUUUAUUACUGUCCAGCACAACAUUUUUUUAUUAUGACUCCUGUCAGCAGCUGGACAUAGAACAUUAGCCUUUGGAUAGUCCAGAGAUUAGCGGGUAAUGACACAAAAGAGAAUAUGACGCUAAAAUGUAACAUUAGUAGUUUUUGUUAAUUAUUUAGCUGAACGUUUUACGCGCACCUUUCCGAUGGAUGCAUGUUGCCAGAAGUCCUUUUGUGAUAAAGCAGAUUUAGGAGGCAAUGACUUGUAACCUGACAGCAUGAAAACAUCAGUGCACGGAUGAAAGGAAAGUUAUUGUACCUGCACUUGUUUGAUGAAGUUGCGUUUACGCACCAGAAAGCAUGCGCUCUGCAAAAUAUGAAGAUUAUCUUUGCUGUCUUUUUUUCUCAAAGUGUUUUGCAUCAAAGACGCAUGGCUGCUUUUAAAUGAACACUUUUUGAUCUGACCUCUGGACGUUGUUGUGGAUUGUGUUGCUAUUUAAUGCAAUGGGUUGUAUCCAGAGUAUCAGGUGUAAGCCCAAGAGUUUCCGAGACAGUAUCAUCGUCCUGGAGGUGAACACUUCCAUCGACCCCAACCCCACCAGCAUCGACGAGUCAUCCAGCGUGGUCCUGCGCUACCGGACACCGCACUUCCGAGCUUACGCCCGGGUCAUGGUGCCGCCGGUAGCCGGUAAAGAGACAUGGACCAUCGGCUGGAUUCAAGCCUGUAACCACAUGGAGUUCUACAAUACGUAUGGAAACAAAGGGAUGUCGAGUUGGGAGCUCCCCGACCUGCGGGAUGGCAAAAUCCAGGCCAUCAGCGACUCGGAUGGGGUGAACUACCCGUGGUACGGCAACACCACAGAGACCUGCACUGUGGUUGGCCCCACCAAGAAGGACAGCAAGUUCACAGUUAGUAUGAAUGACAAUUUCUACCCCAGCGUGACCUGGGGCGUGCCCGUCAGCGACAGCAACGUGCCUCAGCUUAGCAGCAUCCGCCGCGACCAGAGCUUUACGACCUGGCUGGUGGCCAUUAACCAGGCCACCUCAGAGACACUCGUCCUGCAGACAAUCCGCUGGAGGAUGCGGCUUCACAUCCAAGUGGAUCCGGAGAAGCCUCUGGGUCACAGGGCUGUUCUAAACGAGCCUGUGGCCCAGGAGCAGCCCCAGAUCCUGGGAAAGAACGAGCCCAUCCCCUCUAAUGCCAUGGUCAAGCCCAACGCCAAUGAUGCCCAGGUGCUGAUGUGGCGGCCAAAGAAUGGUGACCCCGUGGUGGUCAUCCCACCAAAAUACUGACCUGUUUCACUGACCAGACUGGCCUUGGAUACCUUAACAGUAUCAUCUCUUAUUUUUUCUUUUGUUCCUGCUCGUCACCAGCUCUCACUGCUUUAACCCUUCCCCUGUUUUUUUUGCCUCUAUGUUCUUCUCUCUCAUGUUUAAAAAAAAGACUGACGGAGAGAGAAACAGGCAAACAAAACCAGCUCUGAGAAAAAGACCAGCUGUUGCUCUGAGGCGGGGGCUUGAACAAACUUUUGAAACUGGAGCGAACAAACUGCAACCAUUCUACCUUCAAACUGGGUCGGGUCGCACUGUGCUAAAUUGCAAAAAUGAAAAAAGAGAGAAUUUAUUUGUUUUUUUAUUUGUUUUAUAUAUUUUAUUGGCUUUUGGGCAAAGCGAUAUCGGGUUUGUGAGUGUGGUUGGGUUGAAGUAUUUACAUAACCAUGACUGCACAAAUGCUACACAUGGGUAUGCACAAACCUUGUGUAUGAAUACCAGUUGUGUUUUUAUUUAUGGGCUGGGAGAGAGUGCAUUUAAUUUUUGUUUGUUGUUGCAUUGGGUGACAUACUAGAUUUUAGUUCUUUAAAAAAAAAACAUGCAAGACAUUCAAUCCAUGCUGCCUUAAGUUUACAUCGCUUUCCACUGCAAACUUUUUAGCCUUAAACGAAGUGCAAUGCAGUAUUUUGCUCAUUUUUCCCGUCUCUUCCAGACUGUUGGUGCUGGCCUGUGUGGGUUUAGGAUAGGAACGAUACCACAGAAGAAGACAUGGGGUCUGAAGGCUUUUAUGUUCGGAUGCAUUUACCUGACAGAUGUAUUGUCUCACGUGUACAACCAGCAUUAUGCAUUGACAGUUAUACAACCAAGCUAACGAGUUGUGUUUCAAGUGCAUUAUGCAACGGAAGAGAUGUUCUGUACUGAUACAGAUAACACCGGUAAAGCCAACACUUGUCAAUAGCACUCAAUACAAUAACGUGCAAUAACAACUUGAGCAAAAAGUACUCUGAAGCACCGUUCAGCUAACCUCAUCUCAUUCACUUUAUUCUGUUUAUAGACAAUUGUAGCAUUCAACAUCAGCACACACGUUUUCCUUUCGGUGUAUCACUCCAUCUCAGGGCCCCUUUUUCAUUUCCUCCCCCUCUUUCAUCCAUCCUGUCUCUUUCUUGCCACAGUCAGUCACAUAGUGUUUGCAUUGCUCUCAUUGAACAAUCAAUACUUUGAUUAAUAAGCAGCCACCAACAGGGGAAAUAACUGGAGAAUAAAAACAGCUGCUGUGCUAUCAAUAUUGACAAUCUUUUUACAUAUUUAUUUAUUAUUGUUGCCUUUCUUUAAACCAAUAACACCCUUUUUUUCUGUAACAUUUUGUCCCUCAUCCUCAGUCAUCCGUAAUCUUCAUAUAUACCAGUGUACUUACUCCUCCUCCCCCACUGCCUUCCCCUCUUCUUCUUUCACUCUUUUUCUAUCUGUUGUCGAGGCUGAAAAGCAGAGCAUAGGCAUGCAAGUUUGAUCCUGACUGCUCGGUUGGCAUAUAGAUGACCCACUUCUCUGCCCUGACUGUUGUAGCUCUCGCUGCAGAAAUGUGGGGCUUGUCUCCCUUUUUUAUUUCACCGCCAGCAAAUGUACGACACAAAUGCACGCAUACACAAACAGCUCUGGUCAGCUAAAUACCAACAUUAAAUGAGAUGUUUAGCUCUUAAUCUUCAGCUGCAGAGUGAAAACUCUUAAAAGCAGAGAGAGAAAGGCGGAAUUCGGCAUCAUGGGAAAAAAGCCAAAAUAUUGGUAAAAAGUAAUUUAUGCACACAAAAUGUGUUGAUUAGCUCUGUAAGUUUUUCCUGUUAAUAGCCAGUUUUUGACUUUCAGAUGUUACAUACAUCUUGCAAGCUCACUGCGCUCAGCAGGUUCCUGUGCUCUGCCUCCAACCAAAGAAAUAAUUUGCAUGCAAGUCUGACUGGCUCAUGUAUUUCACAAAGAUCAGUAAGAUGCUGCUGUUUCACUGUGUUUGUGUCUCCUUUCUAUCGACUGGAUAGCAUUAGGAUAUUCUGUCCAUUUAACCAUUUAACAAAACUGGAUUAUUUUGUGUUUUAACUCAGGAGUAAUUUGAUCUGGUUUAUAUUUUCACUGAAAGGAAAAAAAUCCAAAUUUGGGGGAAUACUCUUAUUCUUAGUUUCAUAUUUAGCACACGGAUAGGCCUGCAUGAGUAAUCUUCUCAUGUAAGAAAGCAAAUUAAACAUUUAAUUAUUAUUUAACUGUGGAGAAUUAGCUCCGCAGAGCACCAUGUAGGUUGAUGUCGUAACAUUUAGCUGAACCAGAGCUCAAACAUCCAUUCAUGAUGUCCAUCUUGAUGCAACCAGCUAAACUGCUUUGUCCACUACAUUUAAAGCCCCGCACAUGGCUACAUAUUGACGCUUCUGCUCAGCUUGGUUCAUGUUCAUGAUAGCAUGAUAGUAUCUGCUCCAGGCUGGGUCGCAGGGCGCUGUGGUGAAGGGAGAAGAGAACUAAAAGGCUAUUGGGGGACUGCUGUCAUAAUUAGAUCUGCUGUGACACACUUACAUGCCCUACAUGGGCUGAACUGUGCCGAGUCGCGCCAAGCAAUGCAAAGGGCCAGCUUGAGUCAUGGGUGAGGGGUAAGUGAGGUCAAAUAGCAAAGGUCAGGGUCAAAGUGACUGUGGCCUAAAAUGUCCUGCUGAAGACCUCAAAUGUACUGCAGAAAGUCGAGAGCAAAGUGGGAAUUAAUAUCAAGGUGACAACUAAUUUAAACAUUAAAGCCAGCUUAAAAUAACAGUGACAUUUACCAAGCACAACUUAUUUUAAUUUGUGGCUUGUUUUGAAGGCAGCAACAGGUGACCUUACACCUAACGUAGCAUUUAGAUCUGCCUCGUAAUUUCUUAAGAUGACCUAUGGACACUGUGGAUAGUACUCAAACUGGACGUGUAAUGUAGUUAAACCUCGACACGCAGAGUCCUGCACUCACAACACGUAUGUGUGUGUGUACUAUGUGAGCUCGUGUGGUAAAUCCCAUUUGAGGGAUUUAGGCAGGAUGAGGAGUUUCUGCUGUUGUUGAGUCAUGAUUUGCUCUCUCUCUGUAUCUCUCGUACAAACACAGUGCAGGGGAGGUUACGUCCUUGUCAUAAAACAGGGACAGAGCUCGCCCUCUCGCUCAGACAUACACACACAGACACACACAAACACCCUGAGGGGAAAGGAGCAGGCCUGGCGUGGUAUCUGAUUGUCACAGCAGUGUCACAUUGGCAGUGAGAACUCAUUUAUCGGCUCUGCACGUGGACUGUCCCAACACAUGCACAUGCUACAAAGCCAUAUGCACAAACACACCUGUUUGCCAAUAAGCAGGACGUGUAUUGUGUAACUUUUGUGUUGUCAAACUGGAGUUUUAAUAUGAAACAGAAAAGGAAGUAUUGAGGUCACUGAGUGGGUGCCUGUCAACUUUUAAACAGCAUUUCAUGUAUAUUGUGGGGUAAUGGCGCUAACUGUGUUCUCUGUGAGUGUCUGAAGAUGUGUUAAUGAUGUGUAUUUUAUGUUCACACAACAGAAGAACUUCAUAAAUGCAUUAUGUGCUUCCUUAACUGAGCCACAGACAUUUGUUGUAUGGCGGGCAAAAAGUGCCAAAAUUGGACAAAGCCAAAACUAUGCAGUAGGACAUUGUAGUAACUUGUGAACUCUAAGACCGGAGAUAUACUUGCUUUUUAACAACACGGUCAUGUAGAGACAACCUGCUGUGACGUGAACAGAAUUGUUCUCAUUCUUGUCUACGUACAGCACAUUACAAGAGGACUCCACUAGAAGGUGCACCAGAUGAAUCAGAACAUGUAGAACUACCGGAUUUGCAGAAAAUCAUUGCAACAAUCCACAAGCUUAUUAUUUAUAGCGUUCUGAGAACGUAGAAUACACAAUCGUGCAUGCACAUGUGAAAGCAUAGUAAAAAGCAAGUAUAUCUCUGGCUAAAAAACCUUAUGGCACUUAAUACCAGGCCUGUUUUCAAUUGUUUUUUAUCAUUAAAUGCAUUGAGCGUAUUUGUAUUUCCAGAGAAACAUCACAAAUGUAAAAUGUAGCCAUGUGGAAGCUUCUUUGUUGUAGUGUUUUCUGCUUGUAGGGCUGUGCCAAGUGGAUGAAAAGCCUCCUCUCCUAAACCCACACCAUUACAGUUCUUCUGAUGGCUGCUACCUUUGCAUCAGAUCUCUAUGUCGUUAUUUAACUCCCAUGAGACAUCAGUGAAUCAUCCUCCCUUUAUUUAAACCAAUAAAACAUCCCAAGUUCACACUCAGGACCACCUGCCUUCAUUUCCUGGCUCUGACGUUUCGUUCUAUCCCAUGAAAAACAAAAAGUUCAGCUCAUCUUGCUGUUCCCCUUACUUCAAAAUCAAAUCAACAUUGUCCCAUGGUAAAAGUACAAACCCUAAAUGUAGCACAUAAGAUAAUAUGAGCAACUAUGUACAGUAUGUUUCUCAUUGUUUGGUUUGUUUUCUGGAAAUACAGCACUGAAACAGUUAAAGCAGUUUGUGUUCUUUUGUUCAGCUUUGACUUUUACACCAAUACUUGAAAAUGGGUCAGUUCUGGCAAAUAUUUAAAACUGUGAAAAUGCACAACAUUGGGGAAACAAACCCUAAAAGAAAAAACAUAAAACGUUCUUUUUCAUGAAUAAAUAAAAUGUGCAA
Molecule: messenger RNA, 6808 nt
Organism: Centropristis striata (black sea bass)
Lineage: Eukaryota; Metazoa; Chordata; Actinopteri; Perciformes; Serranidae
Gene: fam78ab
Product: family with sequence similarity 78 member Ab
Exons: 3
Coding region: 1372-2160 (262 amino acids)
Source: RefSeq, a predicted model, not a curated record